ACGAGGGAGGUUUGUACAUUGAAAGAAAAACAUUCCUCACGUCGCAGUUUCGUAAAGUUUCCUUGUCGAUUUCACGUGCGAGGUGACCGUUUUUAAAGUUUUACAUUUUAAGCUGUUUUAAGGUCAGACAUGGACAACGCCAACCCUCGAAUCCGGGCAAAGGUGGAGACUCGUGUGGUCACAGUGACUGAUAAAAAUGAUGCUGUGGCAGACGAGAUUGAUAACAGAGAAGUUUUUGACAUGAUUCGAGACAUAAAUGACCCGGAACACCCACUCACGCUGGAAGAGCUAAAUGUUGUCGAACAGGAUAAGUGCUUUGUGGACAACGAGGAGGAGACGGUGCGCAUUGAAUUCACUCCAACGAUUCCACAUUGCAGCAUGGCGACCCUUAUCGGACUUUGCAUUCGAGUCCAGCUUCUCAGAUCACUCCCAGAGAGGUUCAAGGUGGAUGUCGCCAUUAGUCAAGGAACGCACGCAUCCGAAGUUGCAAUCAAUAAACAGUUGGCCGACAAAGAAAGAGUUGCCGCCGCACUUGAAAACUCGCAUCUGAUUGAAGUCGUAAAUCAGUGUCUGGUUGCAAAAGGUUAAUAUUAACAAGUUGCAAACAAGGCUCGAGUCAAGCUGGUCUACACAAUUAUAUAGGAAAUACAAAUUUAGUAUAUAAAUUGACUUCUCAAAUUUACCACUUUUAUUUUAACUUGAUCACGUCACGACAGAUUUUACUCUGCCGUCAUUAUAACAUUUGAAAAAUGUAUAUUUAUGGAAAUAAAAAAAUUUGGAAAAGAU
This is a messenger RNA of Folsomia candida, 786 nucleotides long. It is a transcript of the gene galla-2, whose product is annotated as MIP18 family protein galla-2. The transcript has 6 exons. Gene Ontology annotation, cellular component: cytosolic [4Fe-4S] assembly targeting complex. Lineage: Eukaryota; Metazoa; Arthropoda; Collembola; Entomobryomorpha; Isotomidae. The coding region runs from base 130 to 588 and encodes 152 amino acids. The record is from RefSeq and is a predicted model, not a curated record. Gene Ontology annotation, biological process: iron-sulfur cluster assembly.